This is a messenger RNA of Anthonomus grandis grandis, 1183 nucleotides long. RefSeq names its product 15-hydroxyprostaglandin dehydrogenase [NAD(+)]-like. NCBI's taxonomy places the organism in Eukaryota, Metazoa, Arthropoda, Insecta, Coleoptera, Curculionidae. The record is from RefSeq and is a predicted model, not a curated record. Gene Ontology annotation, molecular function: oxidoreductase activity, acting on the CH-OH group of donors, NAD or NADP as acceptor. The coding region runs from base 222 to 980 and encodes 252 amino acids. Gene Ontology annotation, cellular component: cytoplasm. The transcript is spliced from 6 exons.
CCACCCCCACUGCACAUUCAAUUUCCAGGGGUGCGGCUAUUUUGACUCACUCCCUUAUUCGGUUUAAUGUAUACAAAACCACUAUAACGAGUACACACGCUCCUAUAUUCGGUAAAUAUACCAGAAAAUCCUGUCAUUAACCUCUUAGAUUUCGCAAGAACGGUUUAGAGUAAGUAAAAGGGAUAUUGGGAGAGGAAUUUUUUUUUAUUACUUAGCGAAGUAUGGAUUUGAGAGGGAAAGUUGCCCUGGUGACUGGAGGGGCGUCUGGACACGGUCGGGAGUAUUGCAAGGAGUUGUACAAGCAGGGAUGCAAAAUAGCAAUCUGUGAUAUAAACGCGGACGCAGGGGAGGAACUGCUGCACACCCUCUCGAAAAACAUCAAAGAUCGCGCGAUAUUUAUACCAUGCGACGUGACCGACUACAUGCAAUUUGAAGAAGCUUUCCAGACAACAAUCACCAAACUGGGCGGGGUCGAUAUAGUCAUCAAUAACGCCUCAGUGAUGAACGACAGACUGUGGGAGCUGGAAGUGGACGUCAACUUGAACGGGGUGAUCCGAGGUCUCCUGUUAGCCUUCAGGUUUUUAGGGAAAGACAGGGGCGGACCGGGGGGCGUGGUCGUAAACGCCGGAUCCAGUUGCUGUAAAAAUCCGUUGCUAUCACUACCGGUGUACACAGCGACGAAACAAGCUGUAGCUGCCCUGACCCGAUGCUAUGGCGAUCCGUACCACGUGAACUUAACGGGGAUCAAGGUGAUAUCGCUGUGCCCCACCCCAACCGAAGCUGAGAUGGCUGGGGAUCCCCGAAAGCGGAUACUGAGCGGAGAAUACGAACAGGCGUGGCUCAGGGAUACGUCGAGUAGCACACCCGUGAAAUCAGAAAAACUGGGCAAAGCUCUGAUCGACCUGAUGCACUCAGCAAAAAGUGGCACCAGUUGGCUGAUCAGUAACGAUCAUCCCCCCAAAGAGGUGCCGAUAUUUUGAAGACUACCAUCACCACCAACCAACCAAUCACCCUCGUCACCAUUUUCGUUUUUUGAGUGCUCCGCUGUAUAUAAAUUCACCAUCGUCAUUGUUAUGAUCCGCUAAAUACGUACAUUAUAAAUAGUAUGUUAUGUAUUGCUGUGUUUGGGAUUUUGUUGUUUUUUUUAUGCUUAUAUAUAGACAAAUAAAUUGUUUGAGAAGUA